Molecule: messenger RNA, 879 nt
Organism: Haemonchus placei
Lineage: Eukaryota; Metazoa; Nematoda; Chromadorea; Rhabditida; Trichostrongylidae
Source: the annotation of a GenBank genome assembly
AUGCGAUAUUUGAACUUCAAGGAGAAUGAUAUGGAAAGGCGAUAUUUGAACUUCAAGGAGAAUGAUAUGGAAAGUAAUCUGAAUUCAUCGGUAUGUCAUCGUCUAAGCAAUCGAUUCGCACCAAAAUCGACACCUCCGUUUGGAUUUUGCGAAAUGGAAAAUGGGUCUGGUUCACAUAACUUCCUUGUUUUGGGCAACGGUUACGCCAUUAACCUGGGACCGCUCGUCUAUGAUGCUUUCAAGGAUCAUGCAAAAGCAUUUAAUAUAUUUUCAUUGAGAGAUCCUUCUCGAUACGAGAACUUUAUUGAGAACGACAUGCUCAGGAAUAUGAACGCAUCGGUUUGUGCCCGCUUGAGUGAUCGAUUUGUGCUCGGUGCGGAAUCACCGUUCGGAUUAUGCGAACUCAAGGAUGGUGACGGUUCGCAUGAUAUGCUCGUCGUAGGUGACACUCUUGCUAUCAAUCUUGGACCAGUCGUUUAUAAUGCCUUCAAAAAACAUGCAAGACAUUUCGACAUUCUUUCAUUGAAAGGGUGCGAUAUGUUGACGAAACAUCAAAAAGGGAAGUGUAAGAUCGCUGUGAACUAUAUGACGAUGCUGAACGAAUUGAAACCGGAGGUGAUUUUCGUACUUCAAAGCCACAUAGUGUCCAAAAGAGUGAUGCCCGAUGCAGCAAAAAAGAUAGACGAAGAUGAUGUAUUUCGCGAACAGCUGGCUAGACUGCAAAACAUGGAGAAAUUUGCAAAAAAGGUAUACAUUUUACAAGCCCUACCUACGUUGAACCGAAAUAAUUACGACCUCAUCUAUACGCAUAAAUCUAUACGAGAAUUGAAGGUGCUCAAAGUGCGAAAUCAUCGACAUCAAGCCGGCACUGGUCGAUAG